This is a messenger RNA of Suillus clintonianus, 1059 nucleotides long. RefSeq lists its product as uncharacterized. The record is from RefSeq and is a predicted model, not a curated record. The transcript is spliced from 8 exons. NCBI's taxonomy places the organism in Eukaryota, Fungi, Basidiomycota, Agaricomycetes, Boletales, Suillaceae. The coding region runs from base 1 to 1059 and encodes 352 amino acids.
AUGACCACCCACGACACCACUUCCAGUAUUCCGGCCAAACGCGGCUCGUCCGCCCUCCAAAUGGGGCCUCGCAAAAGAGCCUCCCUAUCCGAUCCGCUCGUAUCCCACGGGCGCCACUUUGGUCGAACGGUGUUCGCGCUCUGCAACUAUCCUUCCUUGCUCACCAAUGGUAUAUUAAGACUGGAGCAAAUGGAAGAUACCCCGUUGGAAGACUUCUCUGCCGAAGAGCGGCGAGAACAUCGCGUUUUUGAGCAACUCUUGGACUCCUACCCCGGCCUUCUGGACCGAUUGAAGGAUGGAUCCGAUGAGGAAAUCCUUCACGUUGGGGAGCUGAUUGGUAAGGGAGCCGCAGGUGCCAGAGGCGACGACACAAAAACGUUGAAGUCUGCGGUGUUAGAUUGGAUUUCCCCGAAAGGAGAAGCGAUACAGCCUCCUUUACACAGAAACUCCAAAAUUGACCGCGGAUUCAACCACAAGCUCACUGGAUCUCUCCUCUGUCCUGCUGGGCUGGAUUGGAGUGAUCCUCAGAUUAAAGAGGAUCUUCGCAGUGGUGAAAUGUCGGUCUGUGGGGAUCAAUGGCCCAUAUUUUUGUAUGCCCACUAUGUUUAUGAUCAUGAGGACCCAUGGUCCGGUCUUCUUAGGAGCCGCUUGCUAGUAUGUGCCUACAAGCACGUUUUCACCUCUCCAAGCUCAGUCGACAGAGAGCCCAAAGCCACGCGAUCCGGCAAUGCUCGCCUCCACGGCAUGAAUUGUGUCACCAUGGCCUCCAUAGCCUAUAUCGCAACUCAGGUGCGAUUCGCCUUAAGCUCAUCUUCAGUGUUCUCGCGAACCGACACGACCACGGACUCUGAGACUUUCUACCAUAGCCUCCUUGACCUCUUAGAAGACCCUGAGGAAUCUAAGGAAGUUGACGAGCUGCUUACUUGGUGGAAUCGCCAAGUUUUUCCUACAUCCUCUGCUGCCAAGAGACCUAUCAGCGCCAACAGCGCCUUAUCCAAGAUACGACAAAAACGAAUGGCCCUCAGACAAGCUACAAACCUCCAUAAUAUCUCUUCGUAG